UCAUUUGCUGCGCCAAUAUCACAUACUUUACGGUAUGAAGUAGCGUUGCCAUAGAAAACCCGGAAAUGCUCAAGAAAGCCCCAUGGAUGCAUUAUCUCGUUUAUGACCUUAUGUAGUUUGUCUAGGUGCAUGUUUUAUUGGUGGUUGUGGUUAUUUUCGGGCUAAUGUUUGUAAUUUUGGAUAUACCUUAAAACGUAAGGGAGCGGUUGACGGGAUAGCAAACUCGUUCUGGAGAAAUCAGUGUCGGUCAUCCAAUAAGCCCGACAAGAUGUCUGGUCAGCAUGGAGUGGCAGCUAACUGAACGGAGGCGCCGCGGGGGGAGAGAUGUCGACCAGGGGCUACUGGAGAAACCUUGCAGAAGCCUCGACUGGUCAGUUCUAAUCCCAAAGCCGGACAGGAACACUUCCUGAGGCACAACAGGGCCACCAUGCUUCAGACUAGCAACUACUCCCUGGUGCUGUUGAUUCAACUGAGCCUGCUGGCCUAUGACCUCUUCGUCAACUCCUUCAGCGAACUCCUUCGUGGAGCGCCUGUCAAUCAGCUGGUGCUCUUCACCAUUCAGGAUAUUGCCAUCCUGUUCAACGUGAUCAUCGUUCUCCUGCUGAUGUUCAACACCUACGUGUUCCAGGUUGGCCUGGUCUCCCUGCUGCUGCAGCGCUUCAGGGCUCUGCUGGGGGUCUCCGCCCUCUACCUGACUCUCAGCAUCUGCCUCCACUGCUGGCUCAUGACCCUUCGAUGGAUCGACUCAAACAGUUUUGUUUGGACCAACGGCCUUCAAGCGCUGUUUGUUUUCCAGAGGACAGCUGCUGUGCUGUAUUAUUACCUCUACAAGCGUACAGCAGAGUUCCUGGGAGACCCCAGACUCUAUGAAGACUCUACGUGGCUGCGUGAGGCCUUCGCUAAAGCCCGUCAGUGAAGGAAGCGUUCUGCCCUAUAGUUGCCUUGAGACAUGUUUACAGUGUACAUGUUUGAUGCCAUUUUUUAUUUCAGAUUUUCUAUUUUUGUGUUAGCCAAAUAAACGUUUUAGUAAUUAUAUUGUAUCCCUGAAUAUCCAGGAUGUUUCCUCACUUCAACAGACAACACUUUAUUGUUAACCAGAACAUUUGUCUGGGAUUGAGUUUUUUCAGGGUACAACUCUGUCCACAGAUAACUUCUAGUAGAAGGUAUUUUUGCUAGCUUAUGGUAUAACAUUUGGCUAAACUGCUACCAAUUACAUUUUAAAUGUCUAAAACUGACCACAAGGGGAAAAAAAGACAUGACACCCACAAUUUUAGAAAUAAUUUUUUACUGAUUAAAUGAAAAAAAAAACGUCCACUUGAUCUCACAAUCGUGAAAUCCUAAAUCCAAAAUCCUUUUCCCGUUGAGUGUGAUGUCGAUUCCACUGGAAUGUUGUUGCUUUCUUUGACACAUAAAACUACAACAACAAUAAUACAGAAAAAACUCUCGUCAGUUAACCAUAAUAUAAAAACAAUAAUUGAACAUCACGAUAUAAAAAAGGUAAUUGAACAACAAAGUGUAGGACUCAAGACAUACCAUCAUACAUAUAUGCCGACCCAGAGCAACAGGAAUAGUACACCAAAUCCCAUGAAUAGUGACGCCACGAGGGAGAUGAGAAGCUCUUUGUACACAUCUCUGGUGUACUUUGUGGACGUCACCUCAUAUCUAACCAGAAGUUAAGGGAGGGAACUCAAUCACUGCUGAACAACAUGCAAGAUUUUGGCUCAUCUCUUUCAUCCACAGAAAACCAACCAACCAUCAAAAUAUUUACUUCUGCAAACUU
This is a messenger RNA of Gadus chalcogrammus (walleye pollock), 1780 nucleotides long. Its product is annotated as transmembrane protein 138-like. The record is from RefSeq and is a predicted model, not a curated record. The coding region runs from base 428 to 916 and encodes 162 amino acids. Lineage: Eukaryota; Metazoa; Chordata; Actinopteri; Gadiformes; Gadidae. The transcript has 5 exons. Gene Ontology annotation, cellular component: cilium.